Molecule: messenger RNA, 1118 nt
Organism: Colletotrichum phormii
Lineage: Eukaryota; Fungi; Ascomycota; Sordariomycetes; Glomerellales; Glomerellaceae
Product: male sterility protein-domain-containing protein
Exons: 2
Source: RefSeq, a predicted model, not a curated record
CACUCAAGGGCUACGCCUUGUGGCAGGAUUCAUGGGCCAACAGGAUCGACUGUGUCCUUGGUGACCUGUCCAAGCCCCGUCUCGGUCUGGACGACGCUAGCUGGAAGCAAGUUGCCGAGACUGCGAACGUCAUUGUUCACAACGCGGCGUACGUGCAUUGGAUUGCGCGCUACGAGCAGAUGAUGCGCAGCAACGUCUUGUCUACCAUUGACGCGAUGAAGCUUUGCAAUGAGGGCAAGCCCAAGAUUUUGUCCUUUGUGUCUUCGACCUCGACGCUGGACACCGAGCACUACGUCAACCUUUCUGACAAGGAGACGGCCACCGGUCGUGGAGCCGUCCUCGAGGAAGACGACUUGCAAGGCAGCCGCCUUGGCCUUGGUACUGGUUAUGGCCAGACCAAAUGGGUCUCGGAACAGCUCGUUCGCGAAGCUGGUAAGCGCGGCCUGCGCGGCGCCGUCAUCCGCCCCGGAUACAUCCUCGGCAGCCGCCACGGUGGUGUCUCCAACACGGAUGACUUCCUCAUCAGACUGUGCAAGGGCUGUGUCCAGCUCAAGGCCCGCCCGCGCAUCGUCAACUCGGUCAACGCUGUCCCCGUAGACCAUGUCGCCCAUGUCGUCAUCGCCGCGGCACUCAACCCCCUUCCCGGCGUCAACGUCGUGCACGUGACGGCGCAUCCCCGCCUCCGCAUGAACGAGUUCCUCUCGACUCUGAGCUACUACGGCUACGACGUCCCCGAGGUCGACUACGAGGAGUGGAAGACGCAGCUGGAGGAGUUUGUGUCUGCCGGCGCCGUCGAGAAGGAUCAGGAGCAGAGCGCGCUGAUGCCGCUGUUCCACAUGGCUACGUCUGACCUGCCGUCCACGACGCGCGCUCCCGAGCUCGACGACAGGAAUGCUGUUGCCGUGCUCAAGGCUGAUGCCGAGCGCUGGACUGGGGUUGAUGAUAGUGCGGGUGAGGGUAUUACCCGCGAGGAUAUCGGAAGAUACCUGCGUUUCCUGGCCGAGACCAAGUUCAUGCCGUUGCCUACGGGUCGUGGACGUGAGCUGCCGCCGAUCCCAGCGGGAGUUGCGGAGGCUCAGGCACAGUUUGGUGUCGGCGGUCGCGGUGGCGCGGCAUAA